CCUUGUGCUCUGUUUGCUCUCUGUCCCCUGUCCCAGGUGCAGCUCCAAGCUCAAGACAUGUCCUGCUACACCCCGUGCCGGCCCUGCCAGCCCUGCGGCCCGACCCCGCUGGCCAACAGCUGCAAUGAGCCCUGUGUCAGGCAGUGCCAGGACUCCACUGUGGUCAUUGAGCCACCUGCUGUGGUGGUGACCCUGCCCGGGCCCAUCCUCAGCUCCUUCCCACAGAACACCGUGGUGGGAUCCUCCACCUCCGCUGCCGUUGGCAGCAUCCUCAGCUGUGAUGGAGUGCCCAUCAACUCCGGGGGCUUUGACCUCUCCUGCAUCACCAGGCGCUAUGGUGGCAGGAGGGGCCUCCCCUGCUAAAACUGCUGAGCAUAUACAGGUCUUGGGCGGUUUCCCCAAGAUCUCCAGACAUCGAGAACAAAGAGAGAAUCUUCAGGUCAUUUCUUUCAGAGGAACUGAGCAUCUUCAGCUCCUCCUAAGAACACUGGCAGGAAGGGGCCAGCCUUCCUGGGCGCUUUGAAAACAUGGCCCAUGUCUUUCCUUUGAUAUUUCUACAUACCUCCUUUUCUCAUUUUUCAUUCUUUUCUUCUGCUUCCCUGGUCUGCAAGGCUCCUCCAAGCCAGCCUGCACUCUACAGCAAAGACAAAUGGAUGCCCUGCAUGGACUUUGCCAUGGCCAAGAGGUGAAGUCUCUUGUCCCUCCAGACCACUGCACUGAGUUCCUGUGCUUGUGGUGACCUUGAUUCCAUCUUUAAACUCAAUAAAGAUUUUUACAUCUCA
Messenger RNA from Pipra filicauda (Wire-tailed manakin), 782 nucleotides. Its product is annotated as feather keratin Cos1-1/Cos1-3/Cos2-1-like. NCBI's taxonomy places the organism in Eukaryota, Metazoa, Chordata, Aves, Passeriformes, Pipridae. The record is from RefSeq and is a predicted model, not a curated record. Bases 58 to 363 code for a protein of 101 amino acids. Gene Ontology annotation, cellular component: intermediate filament. The transcript has a single exon. Gene Ontology annotation, molecular function: structural constituent of cytoskeleton.